AAACCCAACGUUCUCAGACUAAGUUUUGGGGCGGACCCCGAACCUUACCCUACGACCAAAAGCAGAGAGGAGAAAUGGCGGUCUCCUCCGCCGCUGCCGCAGCGCUGCCCACCGCCUGCAUCCGCCGGUGUCCCGCCUCCCCUCGCCUCUCCGAGCUUCCCUCCUUCCAGUCCCUGCACGUCACAUCGCAUAUUCUUCCCGCAGCGGGUAGCGGGCGACUCGCUGCAUUACCGCGACGCCGCCUCCUUCCAAGGAUAGGAGCAAAAAAGCAAUCUUUCUCUUCCUUUGAUGAAUUACUGGAGAAAUCUGAUAAACCUGUCUUGGUUGACUUUUAUGCAACAUGGUGCGGUCCUUGCCAAUUAAUGGGUCCUAUUCUUGAACAAGUGGGUGAAAAGAUGAAAGAUAAAAUUCAAGUGAUUAAGAUCAAUACAGAAAAAUACACUAGCAUUGCCAAUCACUACCAAAUUGAGGCAUUGCCAACAUUCAUUAUUUUCAAGGAUGGGAAGCCACUUGACCGCUUUGAAGGAGCUCUGCCUGCUAAUCAGCUUAUCCAACGCAUUGAAGCUGCACUGAAAGUGAAUCAGUAGCUUUUCAACUCUAAAAUUGGUGGUAUUUGAUAAGUUCUGAUUCAGGAGGUUGAUAGAGUCACUGCAGCAGUGUAGUUUCAAUGCAACAAGAUAUGAGCUCAUGUUGUAGAUCCAACAAUCCAGUUCAUUUAGUAAUACUGUGCACUGUUGCAUUGGAACUCUCAAGAUUUUGAAUUUCUUAAAAUGAACUGAUCUUGGAUUUCUUCUGAUUCAUGAAAUUAUCACCAACAAUCUUGUUAUAAGCAUUGAUGUUAUAAAAAUAAUAUUGUCUUAUUUUUAAUUUAUUUGUUUAACAAAAAGAUCUUUAUUAUCA
This is a messenger RNA of Zingiber officinale, 900 nucleotides long. Its product is annotated as thioredoxin Y, chloroplastic-like. The record is from RefSeq and is a predicted model, not a curated record. The transcript is spliced from 5 exons. NCBI's taxonomy places the organism in Eukaryota, Viridiplantae, Streptophyta, Magnoliopsida, Zingiberales, Zingiberaceae. Gene Ontology annotation, molecular function: protein-disulfide reductase activity; oxidoreductase activity, acting on a sulfur group of donors, disulfide as acceptor. The coding region runs from base 75 to 587 and encodes 170 amino acids. Gene Ontology annotation, cellular component: cytoplasm.